AUGCACUCUUCGCUCACCCUCGCUCUGGCCGCGCUGGCCACGAGCGUCAGCGCCACCAACUACCUGGGCUUCAGCUCUGGCUCCAAGAUGUACGACGACAGCGCCAAGUUCAAGGCCGACUUCAAGGCCGAGUUCGAGGCAGCACAGAAGCUGGAUGGUGCCCCCGGCGACUUCAACGCCGUCCGGCUGUACACCAACAUUCAGGCCUACUCGACCAACACGCCGAUCGAGGCGUUCGAGGCCGCCAUCGAGACCAAGACCCACCUGCUGCUGGGCAUCUGGACCUCGGGCACCACGACGAUCCAGAACGAGCUGGACGCCCUGCUGGCUGCUGUGAAGACGUACGGCACCGAGCUGACCGACCUGGUCAUCGGCAUGUCCAUCGGCAGCGAGGACCUGUACCGCAACUCGAAAACGGGCGUCGAGAACGACUCCGGCCUGGCCGCCCAGCCGGACGACAUUGUCAACUUCAUCAACACCUACAAGAAGGCUGUUUCCGGCACUGGGCUCGCGUCUGUGCCGGUCGGCCACGUCGACACGUGGGAUGCGUGGACGAACUCGUCAAACAAGGCCGUCAUUGACGCCAUCGACUGGCUCGGCGUGGACGAGUACCCGUACUACCAGGGCACCGUCGACAACUCCAUUGGCAACGCGGCUGCGCUCUUCAAGGAGGCCUACCAGGCCACCAUCGGUGUUGCGGGCGGCAAGCCUGUCUGGGUGACUGAGACCGGUUGGCCCUGGACCGGCAAGGACUGGGCGAAGGCCGUGCCCAGCGUCGAGAACGCCAAGCAGUACUGGGACGAGGUCGGCUGCGACUUGCUGUUCGGCCAGACCACCACCUUCUGGUACAUCCUGCGCGACUCCGACUCUGCCCAGACCAUGAAGUUCUCCAUCACCGACGACCUGAACACCACGCCGCGCUGGAACCUGACUUGCCCGGCUGUCACUUCAUCUGCUUCGUCUUCUUCUCUCAGCUCUGCCACUAGCUCCUCGGGCUCUGCUUCUGGCUCUGCUUCUGGUUCUGCUUCCGCUUCCGCCACCGACAAGGCCAGCGGCUCUUCGCACAAGACUGGCACUGCUGCCUCCGAGACCGCUACCGGCGCUGCCACUGGCGCUGCUGCCGGCACGGCUACCGGCACUGCUACCGGUGCUGCUACCGGAACCAAGGAGACUGCGACCUCCGCAGCCCACACCACCACCUCGAAGUCGACCGCGACGGACUCUGCGGCCAGCGGCACGGCUACCUUUGCGACAGCCGGUGCCUCUUCGGUCCGUCUGUCCUUUGCCAGCCUAGCGGUUGUCAUUGGUGUGGCUGCGCUCCUUUAA
This is a messenger RNA of Grosmannia clavigera kw1407, 1326 nucleotides long. Its product is annotated as GPI-anchored cell wall beta-endoglucanase. Gene Ontology annotation, molecular function: 1,3-beta-glucanosyltransferase activity; glucan endo-1,3-beta-D-glucosidase activity. Gene Ontology annotation, cellular component: cell surface; extracellular region; fungal-type cell wall. Gene Ontology annotation, biological process: carbohydrate metabolic process; cell wall organization. The record is from RefSeq and is a predicted model, not a curated record. Bases 1 to 1326 code for a protein of 441 amino acids. The transcript has a single exon. NCBI's taxonomy places the organism in Eukaryota, Fungi, Ascomycota, Sordariomycetes, Ophiostomatales, Ophiostomataceae.